GGCGGCGGCGGCGGCGACGGCGGCGGCGGCGGCGGCUCGAGCUCGGCCCCGGCUCCGCUUCCCGCUCUCGACCCCGCCGCGGCGGCGGCGUCCACCCGCCCCGCAGCCGCGCUCGGCCCCGCGCAGGAGCGGCCAUGCCGCCGCGGCGCAGCAUCGUGGAGGUGAAGGUGCUGGACGUGCAGAAGCGGCGGGUGCCCAACAAGCAUUAUGUCUACAUCAUCCGAGUCACGUGGUCCAGCGGCUCCACCGAGGCCAUUUACCGGCGUUACAGCAAGUUCUUCGACCUCCAGAUGCAGAUGUUGGACAAGUUUCCCAUGGAAGGAGGGCAGAAGGACCCCAAACAGCGGAUCAUUCCCUUCCUGCCAGGCAAAAUCCUUUUCCGCCGCAGCCACAUCCGGGACGUGGCCGUCAAGCGCCUGAUCCCCAUCGAUGAGUACUGCAAGGCCCUGAUCCAGCUGCCCCCCUACAUCUCUCAGUGUGACGAGGUGCUCCAGUUCUUUGAGACCAGACCCGAGGACCUGAACCCUCCCAAGGAGGAGCAUGUUGGGAAGAAGAAGACUGGGGGCGACUUGGCCUCGGUGGACCCCCUGGUGCUGGAGCAGUAUGUGGUGGUGGCCGACUACCAGAAGCAGGAGAGCUCGGAGAUCAGCCUCAGCGUGGGGCAGACAGUGGACAUCAUCGAGAAGAACGAGUCAGGUUGGUGGUUCGUCAGCACGGCCGAAGAACAAGGCUGGGUGCCCGCCACCUGUCUGGAGGGGCAGGACGGGGUGCAGGAUGAGUUUUCCCUACAGCCGGAAGAAGAGGAGAAGUACACUGUCAUCUACCCGUACACGGCACGUGACCAGGACGAGAUAAACCUGGAGAGAGGGGCUGUGGUGGAGGUCAUCCAGAAAAACCUGGAAGGCUGGUGGAAAAUCAGGUACCAGGGCAAGGAGGGCUGGGCCCCGGCCUCCUACCUGAAGAAGAGCAGCGGGGAGCCCCUGGCCCCCAAGCCCGGGCCCUCCUCCCCCGCCCCCUCGGGCAUGCCCGAGCUGGAUGGGCUUUGCCGGCAGCAGAGCUCAGCGGGCCGGGACAAGGAACUGCUCAACCACCAGAGGGACGGCCGCUUGGAAGGACGCCUGGGGCCGGACAGUGACAGCAGCAAACAGCGAUCGCCCAGGAUGCGGCAGAGACCCCCUCCCCGCCGGGACAUGACCAUCCCUCGAGGCCUGAACCUGCCCAAGCCGCCUGUGCCACCGCAGGUGGAGGAGGAAUACUACACCAUUGCCGAGUUCCAGACCACCAUCCCCGACGGCAUCAGCUUCCAGGCCGGCCUGAAGGUGGAGGUGAUCGAGAAGAACUUGAGUGGCUGGUGGUACAUUCAGAUUGAGGACAAGGAGGGCUGGGCCCCUGCCACCUUCAUCGACAAGUACAAGAAGACCAGCAGUGCCUCCAGGCCCAACUUCCUGGCUCCCCUGCCCCCUGAAGUAACCCAGCUCCGUCUGGGGGAGGCGGCUGCAGCGGACCUCCUGGGCAGCGAAGCCACGGGCCCCUCCCGGCCCCUGCCCGAUGCCCCCCAUGGUGCUGCGGAGCCCGGGCUGCUGUGGACCAAAGACUGGAAGGGCGGGAAGGAGGGUCCGCGGAAGGUGUCUGUGGACAUGUUCUCGUGCGCCGGCUACGAGGAGAUCUCGGACCCCGACCUGGAGGAGAAGCCCAGCCUCCCGCCCCGGAAGGAGUCCAUCAUCAAGUCAGAGGGGGGACAGCUCCGGGCCGCCUCGCCCAAGCCCGGCAUGAUCCUGCCGCUGAUUCCCGCCAAGCUCGUAAGCCCGGCCCAGGACAGCCGGAGGCCUGAGCCCAAAGUGGACAGGGCCAAGAUGCUGCAGCUGAGGAACGAGAGAGGGCUGGAGUGUGGCCACAAGGUGCUGGCCAAGGAAGUGAAGAAGCCCCACCUCCGGCCCGUGACCAAGUGCAAAGCCGACCCCCCGGAGGAGAAACCGGAGGCCGCCCCCCCGAACCCCUUCUUAAAGUCCAAACCUCAGGUAAGGCCCAAGCCUGCACCGAGCCCCAGAGCCGAGCCCCUUCCGGGCGAAGACCCGGUGGACAUCUGCAACCUCAGGAGCAAGCUCCGGCCGGCCAAGGCCCCGGAGAGACCCCCGCUGGACGGGGACAGCAGCCCCCAGGCUCCUGGGGGCCCGGACGGAGCCCCCAGCCGUAGCCUCGCCCCCGCUGAGGGGCCUGGUCGCCCGCAGGACAGGACGGCCAGACCAGACGGGCUCGGACCCAGGGAGGGGCCCUGCCGAGUCCCCCCCAGGCCGGCCAAGACUGCAGAUCCGCUGCCCAAGAACGUGCCUGUCCCUCUCCAGGAGGCGGCCCAGCAGCGGCCGGUGGUGCUGCCCCGGCGACCACCACCCCCCAAGAAAACCUCGUCGUCAUCGUCCAGGCCCCUGGCGGAGGUCAGGGGGCCACCGCGUGAAGCCAGUGAGGGCAGGCCCCCUCCCACCCUGGGCCCGGGCCCGGGGCGGGCCCUGCUCGUCCCUCCCAAAGCCAAACCUUUCCUCUCCGGCGCUCUGGGGGCCCCCGAGGAUCCUCGAGGCAGAAGUGGCCCAGGGCCCCGGGUGCCGGGCCUGCUGGGGGACAGCAGGGAGAGGCUGCCCACGGGCCCUGUCCCCAGCCUCGACGGCCCGAAGGACUCUGUGUACGUGGCCGUGGCCGACUUCGACGGUGACGAGGACGCCAGCAGCUUCCAGGAGGGCACCGUGUUCCAGGUCCGGGAGAAGAACGGCAGUGGCUGGUGGUUCUGCCAGGUCCUGAGCGGGGCGCCCUCCUGGGAAGGGUGGGUGCCCUCCAACUAUCUCAGGAAGAAGCCCUAGCCCCCGGCCUCGCCCCGCCCGGCCCUGCUGGCUGACCCCCAUAUUUAAGGCACCUCUAAUAUACCAACCUCCAACGCAGCUGCGCAGGA
Molecule: messenger RNA, 2938 nt
Organism: Sorex fumeus (smoky shrew)
Lineage: Eukaryota; Metazoa; Chordata; Mammalia; Eulipotyphla; Soricidae
Gene: SH3PXD2B
Product: SH3 and PX domains 2B
Exons: 13
Coding region: 135-2849 (904 amino acids)
Biological process (GO): superoxide anion generation
Molecular function (GO): superoxide-generating NADPH oxidase activator activity; protein binding; phosphatidylinositol binding
Source: RefSeq, a predicted model, not a curated record